GUCCUUUCUCUCUGCUCUUCUUUAUCCUUAGGGGUCGAUAGCAGCGGGGACAGCCCGGUAUAUGGCCACGGAUUUACGUUUCCCGGACUCCAUGCCCUGUCACAAUCAGCAAGUAAAUUCUGCCUCUACCUCAAGCACCGAAUCACUGCGACCCUGCGACCCGAUCCCGGAACAUGCUGGGGGAAACAGCGCCUCCAUGGACAAGUUGGUUCUUUUCACAGGGCACACCCCUUCCAGUGUCCCAGCAGAACGGGACUUCCAGGUCUGUGGCGGCGCCAGCAACUCUGCGAUCAACAGUGACAGUGGUGGUAAUGGUAAUUAUGAAACAUCUGCUGGCGAUUCCCUCCUAGGGGCUUGCGAACUCUCUCGGCAGAUGGGGGCUCAGCUUAAAUUGCUACCUAUGAAUGAUCAGAUCCGGGAGCUGCAGACUAUCAUUCGGGACAGAACAGCCAGUAGAGGGGACUUCAUGUUUUCUGCGGAUCGUUUGAUCAGACUUGUUGUGGAAGAGGGAUUGAAUCAGCUACCAUAUAAAGAAUGUAUGGUGACCACUCCAACAGGGUACAAAUAUGAAGGAGUGAAAUUUGAGAAGGGAAAUUGCGGGGUCAGCAUAAUGAGAAGUGGGGAGGCAAUGGAACAAGGUUUAAGAGACUGCUGUAGAUCCAUAAGAAUUGGAAAGAUCCUGAUUCAGAGUGAUGAGGAAACACAACGAGCCAAAGUAUAUUAUGCCAAGUUUCCUCCAGACAUUUACCGAAGAAAAGUCCUUCUGAUGUAUCCGAUUCUCAGCACUGGAAAUACUGUGAUUGAAGCUGUGAAGGUUCUUAUGGAACAUGGAGUUCAACCCAGUGUUAUCAUCCUACUCAGUCUGUUCUCAACUCCUCAUGGUGCCAAAUCAAUCAUUCAAGAGUUUCCAGAGAUCACAAUUUUAACUACUGAAGUUCAUCCUGUUGCACCUACACAUUUUGGACAGAAAUACUUUGGAACUGACUAA
Molecule: messenger RNA, 988 nt
Organism: Chrysochloris asiatica (Cape golden mole)
Lineage: Eukaryota; Metazoa; Chordata; Mammalia; Afrosoricida; Chrysochloridae
Gene: UPRT
Product: uracil phosphoribosyltransferase (FUR1) homolog (S. cerevisiae)
Exons: 7
Coding region: 62-988 (308 amino acids)
Source: RefSeq, a predicted model, not a curated record